Castor canadensis (American beaver) is the source of this 438-nucleotide messenger RNA. It is a transcript of the gene Rnase12, whose product is annotated as ribonuclease A family member 12 (inactive). NCBI's taxonomy places the organism in Eukaryota, Metazoa, Chordata, Mammalia, Rodentia, Castoridae. Gene Ontology annotation, molecular function: nucleic acid binding; RNA nuclease activity. The record is from RefSeq and is a predicted model, not a curated record. Gene Ontology annotation, biological process: defense response to Gram-positive bacterium.
AUGGUCCUAAUGGUGAUCAUUUUCUUGCUACUUCUGUUCUGGGAAAAUGAGCUGAAUGACAAUGAGGUGAUGACAUCUUUAGAACACUUGCAUGUUGACUACCCUCAGAACAAUGUUGCUGUAAGGUACUGUAACUAUAUGAUCCUACAGAGAGGUGUCAGGGAACCUGACCACACAUGCAAAAAGAAGCAUGUCUUCAUUCAUGAGAGGCCUCAAAAAAUCAAUAGUAUUUGCACGUCUCCCAAGCGGAUGGCUUGCCAAAACCACUCCACCAUUUUCUGCUUCCAGAGUGAGACAAGGUUCAAAUUGACAGUCUGUCAGCUUGUUGAUGGUACCGGAUACCCGGCCUGCAGGUACCACAAUUCCCUCACAGCAGGGUUCAUUCUUGUCACUUGUGAUGGCUUGGGACCGGUUAAUUUCCAGGGAUAUAUUGAAUAA